Messenger RNA from Cornus florida, 1441 nucleotides. RefSeq lists its product as uncharacterized. Lineage: Eukaryota; Viridiplantae; Streptophyta; Magnoliopsida; Cornales; Cornaceae. The transcript is spliced from 7 exons. The coding region runs from base 12 to 1232 and encodes 406 amino acids. The record is from RefSeq and is a predicted model, not a curated record.
UCAACAUCGUCAUGCUAACAUGCGCCGGCGAUCCACCACAUGAAAUAUUCUCCCGCCAUCAUCAACAAGCAUUAAAACGUACAAAAUUGCUAUCCACCUUUUGCCACUUUUCAUUUUCUCUCUCUAGAAACCCCACGAACUCGCUAAUGGAGCUCCCGGUGGUAGAUCUCGCUCAAUAUCUGGAGAUCUCAGCUCAAUUUAGCGGCGAUGUGCCGAAUUUGGAUCCAGAGCUGAAAAGACUGUGCUGUGAGGUGAGUCGAACCCUAAGAGAAACCGGAGUUCUGGUGGUGAAGGAUCCGAGAUGUUCCGCACAAGACAACGAUCGAUUCAUCGAUAUGAUGGAAAACUACUUCGAAAGACCGGAUCAGUUCAAGCGCCUCCAAGAGCGUCCUCACCUACAUUACCAGGUUGGGGUAACACCUGAAGGAGUUGAGGUCCCUCGUAGUUUGGUUGAUGAGGAAAUGCAAGAGAAGUUAAGAGCAAUGCCUAAAGAGGUUCAACCAUCCACUCCUGUCGGACCAGAUCCAAAGUGGCGGUACAUGUGGAGAGUUGGCCCUAGGCCAUCAAACACCCGCUUUAAGGAACUAAAUUCUGAGCUUGUAGUACCCGAAGGAUUUCCUGAAUGGCAAGAAACUAUGAACUCAUGGGGUUAUAAAAUGAUAUCUGCAAUAGAGGUUGUUGCAGAAAUGGCAGCAAUUGGGUUUGGCUUGCCAAAGGAUGCAUUCACUUCUCUUAUGAAGCAGGGACCACAUUUGCUUGCUCCAACAGGUAGUGACCUUCGACGUUAUGGCCAGGAGGGCACUGUGUUUGCAGGAUAUCACUAUGAUCUUAACUUCCUAACAAUUCAUGGCAGAAGUAGAUUCCCUGGUCUAAACAUUUGGCUAAGAAAUGGGCAAAAGGUUGAAGUGAAGGUUCCUAUGGGAUGUCUGCUCAUUCAAACAGGAAAACAGAUUGAAUGGUUGACAGCAGGAGACUGCAUAGCAGGAAUGCAUGAAGUUAUUGUGACUAGUAGGACAAUCGAUGCAGUUAAACUUGCAUCGCAACAAAAUCGCAGCCUCUGGAGAGUAUCCUCAACAUUGUUUUCACACAUAGCAUCUGAUGCUGUGUUGAAGCCUUUAGGCCACUUUGCAGAGUCUCCACUAGCGAACAAGUAUCCACCUAUUUGUGCCGGAGAAUAUGUAGAACAAGAGCUUGCUGUGAUUAAUCUUAAAGGAAACAAAGGGGAGCCUUGAUAACACAUAAAACUGAGAAAGCAUGUAUUGCCCUCCUAAUAUUGCAAACUGCAUUUCAAGAUUGCUGCAAUGAAAUAAUUCUAAAACAGGUCAGGAUGAUUGUUGUGCCAUUGUUCAUCCCACUGGUCAUGAGGGAUUGUGGAACUUCUAAUUGACAGUUGUGUUUCUUAUUCUUGAUUAUGAUAUUUAGUGGUUGUUCUAUAUCUAAA